Messenger RNA from Antechinus flavipes (yellow-footed antechinus), 1860 nucleotides. RefSeq names its product pyridine nucleotide-disulphide oxidoreductase domain 1 (gene PYROXD1). Gene Ontology annotation, molecular function: oxidoreductase activity; flavin adenine dinucleotide binding. The transcript is spliced from 12 exons. NCBI's taxonomy places the organism in Eukaryota, Metazoa, Chordata, Mammalia, Dasyuromorphia, Dasyuridae. The record is from RefSeq and is a predicted model, not a curated record. Bases 162 to 1676 code for a protein of 504 amino acids.
GCGAAUGGAAACGAGGAAGUUUGAGCACUCUAGUGCUCCGUAGGAAGGAUUCCUUCCGUCUCAGCGCCGGAAACGUCCCUGGUGCGGAACUGCUUUCACUAGAGUGGCAACUAUCAACAAGUUCUCUCAGAAACACCGGAGCCAGACUGGGAAGAGUGGAAAUGGCAACCGCUUGCCAUUCUCUGGCGGCGCCAGCGCCGGCGGCGAAGUUCGUAGUGGUCGGCGGGGGCAUUGCUGGCGUCACCUGUGCUGAGCAGUUGGCCACUAAUUUUCCAUCUGAAGAAGUUCUCUUGAUAACAGCUUCUCCUGUUAUUAAAGCAAUUACAAAUUUUAAGCAAGUUUCCAAAACAUUGGAAGAAUUUGAUGUGGAAGAACAACCAAGUUCUGUUUUAGAAAAACACUUCCCCAACAUUAAGGUUUUAGAGUCCAGAGUAAAGCAGCUCAAGGCGGCAGAACAUUGCAUUUUAACAGAAGAUGGCAAUCAAUAUAAAUAUGAAAAACUCUGUCUGUGUGCUGGAGCGAAACCAAAGUUAAUAUCUGAAGGAAAUCCAUAUGUAUUAGGAAUCCGUGAUACAGACAGCGCUCAGGAAUUCCAAAAACAACUCAUGAAAGCUAAAAGAAUAACAAUCGUUGGGAAUGGGGGCAUUGCACUUGAGUUAGUGUAUGAAAUUGAAGGCUGUGAAGUGAUUUGGGCUAUUAAAGACAAAGCAAUUGGGAAUGCUUUCUUUGAUGCUGGAGCUGCAGAAUUCCUGACCUCAAAGCUCACUUCUAAAAAAUCUGAAGCUAAAAUUACAUGUAAAAGGACCAGAUAUACAAUAGAAGAAAGUGAAAAAGAAGCAAGUGCCAUAAAUAACGCUGCUAAUCUAGGCAGUGCCUUGGGACCUGAUUGGCAUGAAGGUUUAAAUCUUAAAGGAACAAAAGAGUUUUCCCACAAAGUUCACAUUGAAACCAUGUGUGAAAUUAAAGAAAUUUAUCACCAGGAAGAAUUUAAGCAACUGAAGAAAAUAUCUUUGACUUUUCCUAAAGAUUGUCAGGAUGAGUCAACUGAUAAAGAUACAUGGCCUGUAUAUAUAGAAUUGACCAAUGAGAAGAUAUAUGGCUGUGAUUUUAUUGUCAGUGCAACUGGGGUUAUGCCAAAUGUUAAGCCUUUCCUCAAUGGCAACAAUUUUAUGCUAGGUGAAGAUGGUGGCCUGAAAGUAGACGACCACAUGCGUACAUCACUUCCCAAUAUCUAUGCUGCAGGUGAUAUCUGUACAGCAUCAUGGCAACCCAGUCCAGUCUGGCAGCAGAUGAGGCUGUGGACUCAAGCUAGACAGAUGGGAAACUAUGCUGCAAAAUGCAUGGCUGCAGAUACUUUGGGAGACUCUAUUGAUAUGGAUUUCUGUUUUGAACUUUUUGCUCAUGUAACAAAAUUUUUUAACUAUAAGGUUGUAUUAUUGGGAAAGUACAAUGCCCAAGGCUUAGGUUUAGAUCAUGAAUUAAUGUUGAGAUGUACCAAAGGACAAGAAUAUGUUAAAGUGGUCAUGCAAAAUGGACGGAUGAUGGGAGCCAUUCUGAUUGGUGAAACAGACUUAGAAGAAACAUUUGAAAAUUUGAUUUUAAACCAGAUGAACCUUUCAGCAUAUGGAGAAGAUUUACUAGAUCCAAAUAUUGAUAUAGAAGACUAUUUUGACUAAAAAAAAAAUUUACUUUAAACCACUGGCAAUAAGAAGAAUCUCAAGUCAUGGCAGAAAGUCGAAUCAUUUUUACCAACCUAGAUGAUAAACAUUCUGAAGUUAACUUUGCAAAGGUCUUAAUGAUGAAUAAUUUAAUGUGAAGAUGUGAAAUUAAUUGAAAGUAUUAAUAAGUAUGCUCAACUAA